AAAUAUGAAUAGGAAGUGUUAAAAAUGAAUUUGGCAAGGGAUGAAAAGGCAAAUACGAUAGAUACUGAUAGAGAUAUACGCGACCGCCUUCAUCUGCAGCAACAAAAUCUCCCCUCAUUUCAUAAAAGAUUACAAAUAAUAAUCAGUGUAUUGGGGAUUCAGGCGGUGGCGAUGAUGAGGGGUUUACGGAGGUUGAUGACAUCAUCAGGGCAUCUUGGUGCAAAAUCACGCUAUACACCUCGCCGUCUAUUAUACCUUUCUUCUUCGUCCAAUCAUCAGCAUCUUUUCUCUCCUCCUAAUUUCACUUCUUCUCCUAAUGUUGUUCCUUCGCACACGUCAUCAUCUGGAUUAACCAAUUUCAUUACAGGGCAGAAGAGGACAAUGUUUAUCCAAACACAAUCCACUCCUAAUCCUUUAUCCUUGAUGUUCUACCCUGGGAAGCCAGUUAUGGAAGUCGGGAGUGCAGACUUCCCAAAUGCUCGUACGGCUAUGAAUUCACCAUUGGCCAAGGCCCUCUUUGGAAUUGACGAAAUAACUCGCGUGUUCUUCGGCUCAGACUUUGUAACUGUAACAAAGUCAGAUGAUGCGAGCUGGGAUCUUCUAAAACCUGAAAUAUUUGCAGCAAUUAUGGACUUUUACUCAUCUGGGAAGCCACUGUUUCUGGACUCGACUACUGCAGCUUCCAUGGAUACUGCUAUUCAUGAAGAUGACUCGGAAAUUGUUGCAAUGAUUAAAGAACUAUUGGAAACUCGUAUACGACCUGCUGUGCAGGACGAUGGUGGGGAUAUCGAGUACAUUGGAUUUGAUCCCGAAUCUGGAGUUGUGAAGCUAAAGAUGCAAGGAGCAUGUAGUGGAUGCCCCAGUUCAUCCGUCACUCUGAAAUCAGGCAUUGAGAAUAUGCUGAUGCAUUAUGUGCCGGAGGUUAAAGCUGUCGAGCAGGAAUUUGACGAUGAAGAUGAAAAUGGAGAAUUGACGAGCCAGCUGGACUGAGAGUAAAACUUUCAUCUUGAAGGGCAUUGAGAUUGUGACCGUAUCUUAUUGGCGUGUUGAAUAAUAGUUGAUUUCGAACCUUGAGAUUGUUGAAACAACCAGUAACUAAUCGAAAUGAACAUUGUAUACGAGAAAGAUGUUUUGGAUCGGUUAAUUGGUUUAGUACUGGUUCACAAAUUGUUCUUUUUCAUAUCUACGGUCAUUCAUGGGAAAGUAUGGUCUUGAUUAAUUACAUUGAUUUAAGUAUGGUCUUGAUAAAUUACAUGGAUUUUGAA
Messenger RNA from Erigeron canadensis, 1265 nucleotides. RefSeq names its product nifU-like protein 4, mitochondrial. The coding region runs from base 25 to 990 and encodes 321 amino acids. The record is from RefSeq and is a predicted model, not a curated record. Gene Ontology annotation, cellular component: mitochondrion. Gene Ontology annotation, molecular function: iron ion binding; iron-sulfur cluster binding. Lineage: Eukaryota; Viridiplantae; Streptophyta; Magnoliopsida; Asterales; Asteraceae. The transcript has 7 exons. Gene Ontology annotation, biological process: iron-sulfur cluster assembly.